AUGGCUGAUAUCAGACAAGCAAUAAUGUUUGAUAUACCUGCAAUUCAAGUUUGUGACUUGCUUUGUUUUCCAGAGGAAAACCGUUGGGAUUAUCAUCUUUUUGAAGAAUAUAUAUAUUUUUGGCCACGACUCGUUUAUGUUGCAGAAGACAGUGGUACCGGUGGUAUUGUUGGAUUUGUUAUUGCUCAGAAGAAAGGAGAAGGCACUGAGAGUCAUGGUUAUAUUGCAUGUUUAGGUGUAGCUCCUACUCACCGGAAAUCAGGGAUUGCUCAGAAACUCAUGGAUGCUGCUCAGAACGCGUUAGCCAAAGAAUAUGGGUCUGAAUAUGUUUCUCUUCAUGUUUGUAGAAGUAAUCAAGCUGCCGUUGAUCUUUAUACUGAAAAAUUAGGAUAUACUUAUGAGAUUGCAGCUAAUUUUUAUGAAAAUCGGGAAGAUGCUUAUGUUAUGCAGAAACAACUUUAA
Molecule: messenger RNA, 462 nt
Organism: Papaver somniferum (opium poppy)
Lineage: Eukaryota; Viridiplantae; Streptophyta; Magnoliopsida; Ranunculales; Papaveraceae
Product: N-terminal acetyltransferase A complex catalytic subunit NAA10-like
Exons: 1
Coding region: 1-462 (153 amino acids)
Biological process (GO): N-terminal peptidyl-glutamic acid acetylation
Cellular component (GO): NatA complex
Molecular function (GO): protein-N-terminal-glutamate acetyltransferase activity; protein N-terminal-serine acetyltransferase activity
Source: RefSeq, a predicted model, not a curated record